This is a messenger RNA of Cavenderia fasciculata, 2457 nucleotides long. It is a transcript of the gene exosc10, whose product is annotated as 3'-5' exonuclease. Gene Ontology annotation, molecular function: nucleic acid binding; 3'-5'-RNA exonuclease activity. Gene Ontology annotation, biological process: nuclear polyadenylation-dependent snoRNA catabolic process; nuclear polyadenylation-dependent snRNA catabolic process; nuclear polyadenylation-dependent rRNA catabolic process. The coding region runs from base 1 to 2457 and encodes 818 amino acids. The record is from RefSeq and is a predicted model, not a curated record. The transcript is spliced from 5 exons. Lineage: Eukaryota; Evosea; Eumycetozoa; Acytosteliales; Cavenderiaceae. Gene Ontology annotation, cellular component: nucleolus; nuclear exosome (RNase complex).
AUGUUUAAUAAUAUAAAUCAAGGUAGCAAAUCACAGCACCUCAACAACAAUAAUAAUAAUAAUAUUGGUGGUGAUAUUUUAAUUGAUCAAAACAAUUUAGAAGUAUUCUCAAAGAAUCUAUAUGGAAAUUUGAUAUCAGCCAUCAAGAUUAGCAACCAAUUGCCUAUUGACGAAGACUAUUCCUACUACUCGACCUAUCCAGCAUUCCGUGAAAAGAUGAAUCAGUUUGGACGUCGUCUUUUAAACCUCACCGAUAAUUUCGUACAAUCAGAGAACCCAAAACACUCUCCUCUAUUCGAUACCAAUGACAAUGAAGAUGUCGAAGAUGUAUCUGAACGAUUCACAAAUAUUGUAGAAGUUGUUGAUGGAAUUAUUGAUAAAGUGGACCAUCUAACAGAUCAAAUGGAUAAACCAAAUAGAUUAAUUCAAACCAAUACUAUAUUAUCAUCAACUACUACAACGACACAGGCAACCACAACAACCAUUGGUAAAACAACAGAAUUGAAUAUGUUUUACGGUCACAAUAUUAUGCGUCCACAACUUAAAUUUGAAGACAAGGUCGAUAAUUCAAAUUACCCAUUCCUACCAAAAAUUACAGAGAAACCAAAUCAAUUAAAACCAUUAGAUCCUGUAUUUAGAAAAAUAUUUUUAGAAUCACAAAAAACGCAACACGCUCAUCAACUCUUACAAGAUAUUCUCAAAGCUCGUCUAGAAGAAAAUAACUCUAUUCAUCAAAUUUUAGAAGGCUCCAACACCAAUAACAGUAAUAACUUGCACAACAAGCUACUCAAUAAUAUACAGGGGUCUAGUCAGAGUCAGCCACCUCGUGGGUUCAACCCUGUGCCUGCCAUGGCACCUGUCCCUGCUCCAGCUCAAGUCGUGUCCCCCACAGUCUUACAGCCAUUGGCAUUCUCGGCCAGCAACCCUCCAACAACCCCGUCCACGUCGCCCAUCUACCCUCAUUCGCAUUCACAGAGCCCAGUCUUGUCUACGCACGAACUGUACAGGACGGCCGGCUGGUUGGACCACCAAAACCACCAGUACCACCUUUUACAGCAACAACAACAACAACAACAACAGCAGCAGACACUCGAGCCCAUUCCCCUCCAGUCGCUCAUCUCACCCACUCCCCGUCGCUCCACCUCGCUCAGCCAGGCCAACCAGACCAACCAGGCUGCCAGUGUACCCGCACCAAACUCUCUAUUUGAUAGCAGUGACGAGUCGGGCAACGACGACUAUGUCGCCAAAAAACACAAAAAGAUAGCUACUAUGGUCGAGUCCUCGUUUGACGCCUCUUCACUAGCCCCCAACUACAAACCCAUCAAUGAGUUGACAACUCUUACUACCAUGACCACCACAAUGACCACUACUACAACAAGUACUACUACUAGUAGUAGCAGUAGCAGUAGCAGUAAUAAUAGUAAUAACUCGAGCGGAAAUAAUAAUAAUAAUCAAAAUAAUAAUAGUCAAAAUAAUCAAAGUAUAUCAAAGGAUCAAUCCUCAAUGUUUGAAGCAUUAGGAGGAGCCAACAAGGACGGUGACGAUGAUGACGAUGACGACGAUGAUGAUGUCGACCUCAAGUCGAUCCGUUCAGAUGACGAGGAGAUUGAGACGCAGUUGUCGGAUAGUGGUAGCGAGGAGGAGAUUCCCAAGAGUAUGGAGGAGAUUUACCAGUUGUCCAACCUCAACCGUCGACGAAACAAGGAGAAAAAGAAACUAAAAGAAACACCAAACAAUACAAGUAUUGGAGGGACAGAGAGUGGAUCUACUAUCCCCAACAACAACAACAAUAACAACAACAACACAACCACCACAAACACCAACACCAACAACGCUAGUUCAAUCAAUAUACUUACUAGUUCAACCAACCAACUCAAUGAACCAGGUGCAUCUAAAAAGAAAAAUGAUUUACUCGAUGCUGAUCCAAUCACUUUUAUGAAGGGUAUUGGUUGGAUUCCAGAAGGUACCAACACUACCACUAAUGUUCCAAUGAAUUUGGAUACCACAAGUACAAGUCAAACAACUCAACAACUUCAACAACCAAUUCAACAACAACAACCAAAAUUAAAUAAGAAAUUACAACAACAACAACCUCAACAACAACCUCAACAAACAUCACAACAACCAAAACAACCAUUUGUUCCAUUUGAUUAUAAUCAACAUUCACAACAAAAUCAACAACAACAACAACAACAAAAUUAUAAUAGCUUUAAUAUUGAAUUCACCGGUGCUGCUAAACAACAACAACAUGGCAAAGCAAAGAAAUCUACGACAAUGAGAAGUGGAGUAAAAUCCGCUACCGUUGGAAACCAACAACAAAUGCAAAAUGGUAUUGAUGGUUUGACUGAUCCAAAUGAAUAUGAUAAAGAGUUUUAUCAUCUUUUAAAAGUUAAUCCUCAACAAAUAAUCGAAUGGGUAUCAUAUCUUUUACUAAAUGGUAUUCCAAAGGUUUGUUAA